GGCAAAUGUUUGUACUGUACAUAUUACUGUUUUCUUUUUGUAUUGUUACAGUCCAGAUCCGCUACACGGAAGCAAGUUCCGCUUAACACACUAAACUACCACCAACAAACCAAUAGAAAGCAAUAGACCCGGACCAAACCAUCAACACAACCUCCACCUUGGACGUGGACAACUACACUGCAAUCUUCACACACCGACAACCGAGCAUGCCCGGGAUAAGGCAAAAUAACAGGGAGGAAAUGCCUUGUUAAUUUAUUUGUACUUGUAAUCGUCAACACACGCGGUGUUGUCAAUACGGCGUCAAGCCGUCCAACUAGAAAUAUAAAAUAUAAAAUAUUUUAAAGUAACAUCAUAUCGAAGUGUUAUUAAAGUACCAAUCACCUUAAUACCUAUUAAUUGAAGCAUGUGUGUUGAAGUUUUGUGAUUUAAUGUAAUUUUUUUUAAUUUUUUUUAUUUACAUGGAGAACUAAAGCUUUAUGGCCUUACCUACGUUGGGUCGUAGAGUGUGGGGACUCCGAUUCGAAUACGUUUACCCCACUAAAAAAACUCCAUGUGCCACUUUUUCCACAUCUGAGCCUGAUCGAUAUAAACGUUAACAUCAGAUGUGAAAGAUGACAAAAAUACUCAAUGCAAACCCAACAGAGCUACAUGAGUCGGUCCAGUCGUACAAACCACCUUCUAGGGCCUGUCUCCUGGACCUCCCGGUAUGGACCCAAAUUCAUACCGUUGAUCGUUGUACCAUGGCCUCUGAGUAUUACAAUUCAUGGCCACGCUACGAUCGGGGUUAUAGCAUUUCAACCACAACGUGUUUUGCUACGCCACUAACGCAUCAAGUUUUUCUUACUGUGCGAUAAAAUCUUUUGAGACUUAUUGUGUUGCUAAUGUAAAAACAUUAAAAAAAUCAAAUAUUAUGAAUUUUUGAUGAUUUUUAAUUUAAGAACUUUAAAUAUAUUCCACAGCUAAAAGUCUACGUCGGAUAUGGACAAUUCGCGACCGUACGCUUCCAAUUGCAUGUAGUGCCAACAACGAUUGGUUCGAUUAAAAUAGUUAAGUGUUACUAUUAUAAGCCAGCUCUCGUAUACAUGUUGGGUUUGGCUUAAGCCGUACUACCCAUCUCAGAGCGGCAGAGCCUUACCAUUAGUUUUGAUCAGCAAAGCUAUGAAAAGAUUGUUGGUGAGACAAAUUUGCGAUUCAACUGCAAAUGUAGUAUAAAUCUAUGUGUUUUCACUGGCUGUGUGUUCACUGUAUAAGCCAUGUGUUUUUCACUGUUGUCCAGGUGACAGCGGUCAUCUGGAUCUCAAAAUUGUUAAUUGGGCACCAAGCGAUAGGAGAGCGAUAGGAGUGCGAGAGGAGAGAGAGAGCGUGAGAACGGUGUCGUGAUCGUCGCAGGGUCAGAUUAGUCGAGAUAGCGCAGGCCUAGUGAUCGGACCCGUUUUUGAGUUUGAAUAAAGUGACAAACUACAAAACCGCCGAACUAUUAUUUUUGAACGGAACAAUUCUCAAAAACGGCCAAGUAUAGUGCGCUAAAGACGCGGAAAACAGGACAUAGAGACUAUACAAUCCGUGUGCGUUGUGUGCUUAGGACAGAGCGUGGCGUUUUUACCAGCACGUCGGUAAAAUAUAGUGCGUCGUCGUGUGCGUUGUGUAGAUAGUGCAUAGCGUUAACCAGUGCGUCGGACAACUGUACAGAGUGUCGUCGUGUGCGUCGCGUAGUUCAGAGAAGUGCACAGCGUUUUACGAGCACGAAGGGAAUGUAUAGUGUGUCCGUGUGUGCGUUUGUGUAGCUUAAGGAAGUGCACAUCGUUUAACGAGAACGCUAAGGAGCAGUACAUCGGGUCGUCGUGUGCGUUGCACGGUUUGAAAAAGUGCACAACGCUUACCAGGUCGUCGUGAAAAGUACAGAGUGUUCCGCGUUGCGUUCGUGUAUUCUAGGAAGAAACACGUGCAAGCGUGUACAUUCGUGUAUCGUGGUUGUGUGCGCUCGCAGCGUGAAGGUGUACAGCGUUUACCGGUACGCCGGACAAAGCGUAUUGUGCCGAGUGUGAGUUCGUGCCUUUCUAGGAAGAAUCGUGUUUGAACAGGAAUCGGAGUGGCGUGCGCUGCGCAGCUUGAAAGUGUACAACGUUUACCGAUGAAAGCAUUGUGUGUCGUUUUGUGUGGACAUUGUUAGUUCGUGCGCAUCGUCAGGUAUUUCGGCAGAAAACGUUUGUGUCCGUUUAGUUUAAACAAUGCCGAGAGUACGGAGAUCUACAGCGAAGGUGCAGGAAGCUGAUGCUCAGAAGAUGGAUGAAGUUGCUGUUAACGUUUCGCAAGAACUCGUUGAUGAGAACAAUGAUGGUAACGUUACGAUUUUAGAGCAACUGAUCGUAGCUGAGAAAUCCAAGCACGCUACCGAAAUGGCAUUGCGAAAGGAGCUGAUUGAACUGAAAAAACAACAUCAAAUGGAACUACGGGAAUUGCAGGAAUCUUUGGAUUCCAUCACGGAAGAGAAACCGAAGGUUUCACGUCGCAUAACAAAAGAUCAAGCAGCGGCCAGGAAAACUAUUUCUUUGGCACUUCCCAAGUUCUGUGGAGAACCAGAUGUGUGGCCGUUUUUCAUCAGCAGCUUCAAAACAACAACGGAAGAGUGUGGGUUGAACAAUAUCGAGAAUAUGAAGCGUUUGAUGGAUAGUCUGGGUGGAGAAGCAUUGGAGGCUGUGAAAGGCAGACUCAUCUUCCCUGAUGCGGUGCCGGGAGUGAUCAAGGAGCUGGAAAGUCGGUUUGGAAGACCAAGAAAGUUGCUAGAAAACCUGCUACGUAAAGUCCGCGAAACGCCUUCGCCUACAGACAAUCAUUUGGAGAGUUUUAUCACGUUUGGGUUUAAAGUGAAGCAGUUAUGUGACCAUCUGGUAGCAAGCAACAUGACAGACCACCAAAAUAAUCCAUUCCUGGUAGAAGAGCUUAUUGACAAGCUUCCUCCGAGAUGCAAGGUGGAGUGGGUUCGUUUCAAACGUGACAAAGAGGGAAGUGUUAUGGCAAUUUUCGGAGAAUACAUUCAGACAGUGAUCGACGAAGUUUCUGAAGUGACUGAUUGUACACCGGUGAGCAGUCAGAAAGCAGGGAAGUACGAAGCUCUGAAACAACGCUCCAGACCAGUGAAAUCGAAUGCAGUCCAAAUGCGCAACAACGUGCAUGAUUUGGAAAAUAGUGGAGUCAACCAGCUCAAGAUGACCUGUUGGGUGUGCAGCAACACAGGGCAUAGCCUCAAGGAGUGUGACCAGUUUAAGGAGAUGACGCUAGUCGAUCGUUUCAAAACAUUGGAGAAGCUCAAAAUAUGUAAGUUGUGUUUGUCCCGUUCCUGCCGCGGUAAAUGUAAAAUUGCUUACAAAUGUCGGGUAGAAGGGUGUAACAGUAGACAUCAUACAUUAAUGCACUGUGCAGAGGAAGUUCUCCAAGUUCACUCAGAAACAGCUACCCCUGGAACUGUCAUCUAUCGCACGAUGCCGAUUACACUAUAUGCGGAACGAAACAGUGUCGAUGUCAUCGCCUUUAUCGACGAAGGGUCGUCGGGAACUUUGCUGGAAGCCGGAGUUGCCAAACGACUGAAUGUUACUGGACCAACGGAACCGCUGGUUAUCUCGUGGACGAACAGCAUCAAGCGUGAAGAACAUGAUUCAAAGAGAUUUUCGUUGAAAACUUCAGCCCAGGGUUCGUCAGAAAGGUGGAAUCUACUGAACGUUAGAACUGUAUCAGAGCUGUUACUACCUAAGCCAAAAAAGUCAGUAGCUGAAGUAAUCAAGAAAUAUAAACAUCUUUCAGACGUUCCAGUGCUAGACCACCCUAAUGAAGCGCCAUCUAUGAUUAUUGGUCUGGAUAACAUAGAUUUGUUUGCAGCUUUGGAAACUCGAAUCGGCAACCGCGGAGAACCGAUAGCUGUAAGGUCCAAGCUAGGAUGGACGGUGUACGGUGUCGAUGGAUAUCGUAAGGUGUAUAACGUUCCCGUAAAUAUGCACCAGAUCCAGUCUUUGGACAACAGACAGCUGCACGACAUGAUGAAACAACAAUACCAGCUGGAAGAGCUUCGCAGCGAUAACUACAACCCGCCAAUAGCGAACGAAGAACAACGAGCUAGAGAUAUCCUAGAGAAAACCACGUGUCGAGUAGGAGAUCGGUUUCAAACGGGACUGUUGUGGCGUGAUGAUGUUCGAGAACUUCCCGAAAGCUACCCCAUGGCGGAGAAGAGAAUGCUACAACUGUCCAGAAAGCUCAGUAAGAAACCGGAUCUGAACACUGCGGUAUGUCGGAUGAUACAAGAGUAUCAAGACAAAGGAUAUGCUCACGAGCUAGCGGAGUCGGAGUUAGUCGAAGGCGCCUAUGAACCGGUAUGGUAUUUACCAUUGAACGUGGUACAACAUGCAAAGAAGCCAGACAAGAUAAGACUUGUUUGGGAUGCUGCAGCAUCAGUAGAUGGAGUAUCUUUAAACUCUCUACUGCUUAAAGGACCGGACAUGUUGGUCCCGCUUCCGAAGAUCAUCUGUAAAUUCCGUGAGAAACCCAUCGCGUUUGGAGGGGACAUCAAGGAGAUGUUCCAUCAGCUACGGAUUUGUGAGAAAGACAAACAUGCUCAGCGAUUUCUAUUUGGAACAAAGCCCUGCGGAGCACCUCGUGUGUACGUGAUGGACGUUGCGACCUUUGGUGCUACCUGCUCGCCCUGCUCAGCACAGUACGUGAAGAACCUGAAUGCUCGGGAGUUCGCCGAACAGUUUCCCGGAGCAGCGUCAGCAAUCAUCGGGAAUCAUUACGUGGAUGAUUAUUACGACAGUGCAGACAGCGUUGGCGAAGCGGUUGAGUUGGCGAAGGAUGUGAGAUACCACGAUGUUAUUUCGGAGACUCAAGAUCCCAAGACGUAUCAGACAUCCAGCUUCAUGUCUUCACAGAUGCCAGCGAGACGGCCUUUGGAUGCGUGGCUUACCUAAGAGCAAUCGUGCAUGGCAAAGUAUGGUACGUUGGUGAUGAGUCGGUCGAAGGUUGCACCCCUUAAACCAUUGUCAGUACCGCGUUUGGAGCUUCAAGCGGCGGUGCUGGGUGUUCGACUGGCGAAAACCGUUAUCGAGUCCCAUCAUCUGGUUAUCUCAAGACAGUUCUUCUGGACAGAUUCCAAAGUGGUGUUGUCCUGGAUAAGAUCGGAUGUGCGACGUUACAAACAGUUCGUGGGACUGAGAGUAGGAGAGAUUCUCAGUAAUAGCAGCGUAGAGGAUUGGAGUUGGGUGCCGUCGAGUGAAAAUGUAGCAGAUGUAAUCACUAAAUGGGGAAAGACCAACAGCCCCGUUGAUGAGAGUGUAUGGAUACAUGGACCUGCAUUUUUGAGCAAGAACGAAGACGAAUGGCCGCCUCAACAGAAGCCGGAGCUUAACACCGCGGAGGAGAUACGAGUACACUUGCUGAUACAUGACGUGAUGGUACCUGGAGCACUUAUAGACGCCAGUCGUAUUUCCAAGUGGACGGUGUUGGUGCGUACCGUGGCGUGUGUACUGCGAUUUAUUUCGAACUGCCGCAGGAAAGCAAAAGGAGAACCCCUCGAGACGUUGCGAGCGACGGAGAAUCAUCUACGACUACUAUUGAACGCAAAGGUACAAAGCCGGCGAACCCCUCUUCAGCAAAACGAGUACGACAAGUCUGAGAAGCUAUUGAUGAGAGUAGCACAAUCUGAAUGCUUUGUAGACGAGAUCAAGGUUCUGACUAAGAAUAUGGGUCGCCCCUCAGAACAAUGGAUGAGCCUCGACAAGGGUAGCCCGCUCUAUAAGCUAUCUCCAUUGCUAGAUGAGGACGGACUUAUACGGAUGGAAGGACGAACUGAGCAAGCCAAGUUUCUUCCGUUUAGUCUACGAUUUCCGGUGAUCUUACCAGACAAGCAUCCGAUUACAGAGUCCAUCGUGCGUCAUUACCACGAGAGAAGUGGUCACGGCUACCGCGAAGCAGUAAAGAACGAGCUCCGUCGAGCGUACUUCAUAAUACACCUAGACGCUACAGUUCGGAGAGUAUCAUCGGCGUGUGUGUGGUGCAAGGUGCACCGGAACCGUCCGAAGGUGCCGAGGAUGGCACCCUUACCUGUUCAACGUCUAACGCCUUUUUUAAGACCUUUCAGCUUCACUGGAGUUGAUUAUCUCGGACCGUUUACCGUGACCGUUGGAAGACGUUCGGAGAAGCGCUGAAUAGUGCUGUUUACCUGCCUGGUGGUCCGAGCCGUCCAUCUCGAAGUUGCCAGUGAGCUGACUACGCAGUCCUGCAUGAUGGCCAUCCGACGUUUCGUCUGUCGUAGAGGCUGGCCAAUGGAAUUCCUGUCGGACAACGGCACCAAUUUCCAAGGUGCCAGCAAGCUGAUAGUCACCGCGAUCGAUGAGGAUUGUGCUGAUCAGAUGACGAAUGCUAGGACCAAAUGGACGUUCAAUCCUGCAGCAGCACCCCAUAUGGGAGGGGUGUGGGAGCGUCUCGUGCGGUCGGUGAAAGACGUUUUGAAGGCCCUUGACGAUGGGCGACGCCUUACUGACGAGAUUCUGCAAACCAGCGUUCUGGAGGCCGAAGACAUCAUCAAUUCCAGACCGUUAGUAACAGUGUCGCAACAUGGAAGUGACGAAGAGACACUAACACCUAACCAUUUUCUGCGUGGAGUGCAUGGUAGAGACGAACGCGUCGUCCCCCCUACUAACCCUAAGAUAGCGAUGCGUGAUACAUAUGAGAGGUCCCAGCAACUUGCAGAUCUAAUGUGGGAAAAAUGGGUAAAAGAGUAUGCUCCCACUCUGAAUCAAAGGAAGAAGUGGUUUGGGGAUAAUCGAUCGCUAGGAGUAGGUGACUUAGUCUAUGUGGUAGAUGGCAAAUGUAGAAAGCAAUGGGUGCGGGGAAUUGUUGAAGAGGUCAUAAAGGCAGGAGACGGACGGGUACGCCAGGUUUGGGUACGCACACAGAACGGAAGGUUCAAGCGAGCAGUACACAAUCUUGCUGUAUUGGAAGUAGAGUAAAGGGUAACGCCAGUAAGGAUACACUGGGUUACGGGCGGGGGGAUGUCCAGGUGACAGCGGUCAUCUGGAUCUCAAAAUUGUUAAUUGGGCACCAAGCGAUAGGAGAGCGAUAGGAGUGCGAGAGGAGAGAGAGAGCGUGAGAACGGUGUCGUGAUCGUCGCAGGGUCAGAUUAGUCGAGAUAGCGCAGGCCUAGUGAUCGGACCCGUUUUUGAGUUUGAAUAAAGUGACAAACUACAAAACCGCCGAA
Molecule: messenger RNA, 7243 nt
Organism: Anopheles stephensi (Asian malaria mosquito)
Lineage: Eukaryota; Metazoa; Arthropoda; Insecta; Diptera; Culicidae
Exons: 2
Coding region: 2229-4955 (908 amino acids)
Source: RefSeq, a predicted model, not a curated record